AUGGGGGGAUCGCGAGAAGAUCACAACAGGCGGCGCAGCCAACAGAAAGAAGAAAAAGCAACACUCCGGAUCCACUACCGAGCUGUGAGAUGGUUGAAGAUCGAGAAGACCGAGAAGACCGAGAAGACCGAGAAGACCGAGAAGACCGAGCUCUGCGCUGGCUACUCCAACAUGAAGUAG
Molecule: messenger RNA, 180 nt
Organism: Penicillium diatomitis
Lineage: Eukaryota; Fungi; Ascomycota; Eurotiomycetes; Eurotiales; Aspergillaceae
Exons: 1
Coding region: 1-180 (59 amino acids)
Source: RefSeq, a predicted model, not a curated record